Messenger RNA from Phyllostomus hastatus (greater spear-nosed bat), 2314 nucleotides. It is a transcript of the gene MRPS27, whose product is annotated as mitochondrial ribosomal protein S27. The transcript has 11 exons. NCBI's taxonomy places the organism in Eukaryota, Metazoa, Chordata, Mammalia, Chiroptera, Phyllostomidae. The record is from RefSeq and is a predicted model, not a curated record. Gene Ontology annotation, molecular function: protein binding. Gene Ontology annotation, cellular component: mitochondrion. Bases 29 to 1276 code for a protein of 415 amino acids.
ACCUGUGUUCUCCUUGGUAUGCUCCAAGAUGGCGGCCCCCAUGGUGCGGCGCGGGUUCCUGCUGGCGGGGAAAGUGCCUCUUCCUCGUCUCUCACUGGCAGGCAAAAGAUGCCUGCUUUCUGCAGCGUAUGUAGACAGCCACAAAUGGGAAGCAAGAGAAAAAGAAGAUUGUCACCUCGCUGAUCUAGCAUCUUUAAUGGAUAAGACAUAUGAGAGAAAGUUGCCGGUUAGUUCUUUAACAAUAGCACGGUUUGUGGACAACAUUUCAUCUCGAGAAGAGAUAGAUCAUGCAGAGUAUUACUUGUACAAAUUCCGACACAGCCCCAACUGCUGGUACCUGAGAGACUGGACUGUCCACACCUGGAUCAGGCAGUGCCUAAAAUACGGCGCACAGGACAAAGCUCUGUAUACCCUUGUGAAUAAGGUUCAAUAUGGAAUUUUUCCAGAUAACUUUACAUUCAAUUUGCUGAUGGAUUAUUUCAUAAAGAAAGACAAUUACAAAGAUGCGUUAUCCGUGGUCUUUGAGGUCAUGAUGCAAGAAGCCUUCGAAGUGCCUUCCACCCAACUCCUCUCCCUGCAUGUCUUACACCACUGCCUGGCGAAGAAGGCAGACUUCACGUGGGAAGAGGAGAGGAACUUCGGUGCGUCCCUGCUCCUCCCAGGCCUGAAGCAGAAGAACUCAGUGGGGCUGAGUUCUCAGUUGUAUGGCUAUGCACUUCUUGGGAAGGUGGAGCUGCAGCGCGGGCUGCGGGCCGUGUACCACGACAUGCCUCUGCUGUGGCGACCGGGCUACCUGGACAGAGCCCUUCAGGUGAUGGAGAAGGUGGCCUCCUCCCCGGAAGACGGGAAGCUGUGUGGAGAAGCGCUCGACGUGCUGGACCGAGUCCUGAGGGCUCUGACUGCCCCGGCCCCCGAGGCUUCAGAGGAGAAGCCCGGAGAAGGGGAAGACAGCCGGGGCUCCGAGGAGCUGAUGGAGCAGCUGGACAUGGAGGAAACCGAACAAUCCAAGCUUCCCCGAUACCUGGAACGAUUUCAGGCCUUACAUUCUCAACUCCAGGCGCUGGGCAAAGUCGAGUCAGGAAGCCUUCUGACUCUGACCACCCAGCUCGUCAAAGAACAGCUCCCUGCCUGUGAAGCAGAGGACAUCGCCACCUAUGAGCAGAAGCUGCAGCAGUGGCAUCAGGAGCGGCUGUACCUGAUCCAGAGGGAACGGGAGCAGAGGGAGAGGGCGAAGCAGGAGCACCAGGCUCGGAGAGCGGCAAAGGCAUCUGCCUGACAGGGCCCCGUGGGCCCCAGCCCGCCACGGGGACUUCCCUCGCCCCCAUCAGGUGACUCAUCGUCACCGUGAUGGCAGCCUCGGCUCCUCCAUCCGACUUCUCCUUUCCUAAAGCAGGCCACUUGUGCUGUGAAGGCCUGGAUGCCCUGUGCAUGCAGCCCUGUGACUGCCCAUCCAUGUAGUUCCAGGGGCGGUGGGACUGUGGCAGUGGCUAGUGCUCAAAUUGCAGCCACCAGCUGAGUACCUUAAAAGGAGCUCUUGAGGCCCACGAUGGGGUUCCUGAGGUACGGGACCAAUUUCGAAUGUUGAAGGUUCCUGACACCUAGUGAUGGUGGCGGGAGAGGCCAUGGUUUAAGUAUCAGGUCUCAAGCACAGGCUUUUGAAUUGUCUCUCUCCCUCCAGCCAAGGCAAACUGCAUGUCCUGGGUCUGACCUUGUCUCCCUUCUCUCUAGGGGCAAGCAAAGCACUCAGCCUGAGCAGGGUGUGAGUGCCCACUCAUCCCCACAUUUUCUUCCCCCGAGUCUCACCACCAGACUCAAACUGGGAGAAAUGCAGUACAGGCACAAACACAGGACCCACCGGCUUUCACAUGUCAGGAACCUGUAGCGGCAUUUUUGGAAUGUAAGGACUUUGGAGGAGAAAGCUAACCUCCUUGGCCAGAAGCUUCUCCAUCGUGUUGGUGGAACUCCCAACGCGUCGUUUCAGCUUCCUCACUAAGUAGGUCAGCUGGACCUCCUGCACAUGUGCAAGCACACACGGACAAUAUGUGAGCACAUGUUUCAGUCAGAGAAGCACAUGUUUCAGUCAGAGAAGCUGGGGGGAGCAAGGGGAUGGGGCUUCCAGCGCAAGAGAGACACGGGUAAUUACAAGAGUCCCAGGAGGCAGAAAGUUCCUGAAGUUUCUUAGUGAAAGGGGUUGGGGACAGGUCUUGCUUGCUGUGUAAUUUUGCCUUUAAGUACAGUGGUGUAAUUUUAUUCAAGAUUCUGUUCUUUUAUCAGGAACCUGUGGAAAUAAAUGUUCUAGGAUGGUUUUGAUGUA